CUGGCGCUCUCUGGCAACUGCUCAAACGAACAUGUACUAUUCAAUUUUAUGAUGUUCGAUCCCAUGGAACAAUCGAUAUUUUCGAUUGUUUAUGUGGUUGUACCGAUUGCCACUCCGUGUGUUUAUAGGUGGGAGAGUUCGAUUGGUAGUUCGAGCUCCUCCUGCAUCAUAAGUUAGAAAAUGGCAGGUUCUGAUGCUGAGCAGUUCUCUCUGAGAUGGAACAACUUUCACAGCAAUCUUGUAUCAGGCUUCCAUGCUCUCCUGCAAGAAGUAGAACUGGUGGAUGUUACCCUUGCAGCUGAGGGACAGUUCAUUCAAGCACAUAAAAUUGUGCUUUCAGUUUGCAGUCCAUAUUUCAAGCAACUAUUUCAGGUAAACCCAUGCAAACAUCCAAUUGUUAUCUUGAAGGAUGUGGGUCACAAAGAACUGAUUGCAAUUCUGCAGUUCAUGUACCAGGGAGAAGUUAACGUUCGUCAGGAAGAACUUGCCGAUUUCUUAAAAACUGCUGAACUCCUGCAGAUCAAAGGCUUAACUGGAAACGAUAAUAAUCGAGAGCCAGAUAGAACACCCUGCACAACUCCUCAACCAUCACAUCGGCAACCAGGGUCUCACAUUCGUGUAUCAGAUGUCAGAUCUGAGGCACACUUGUCAGAAGUGUCACAAGGAUAUCCUUCUGGAAAUGAUGCCAAUAUUGAUCUGGCUUCAGCUGUGAGUGAGGAAAGUGCAUCUCCAGCUCGACCAACCAAACGGCUGCAUAGUGAUGCAUCUGUUAGCUCAAGCACAUUAUCACAUAGGAAGGAACAAAAGGAGGAAGAAUUUGUUCAGAAAAUCCCCAAGGUUGAACCCAUCGAUCUUGACUUGGAUGCAGAAAUAACUAGUGAUCAAAUCUCUCCUGAAGGGCUCCAGCAAUUCCUUACAAAUUCUGCAAAGAGUACACAUCCACAACAAAAUAUUUCAGCAGGUGGAAAUGGAAACAGUACCCCAGCAAUAGCACAGAGUCAGUUGAUUCACCCUUCUUCCAUCUCACGCCAUGGACAGGUGUCUGAAACUUCAGUUGUUUCAGUGCAGAGUGCGAGUCAAGACAAUCCAGCAAUGUUUGCAUGGAAACCAAUGCGGCGACAGGACUUCAGAUGCCCCUUAUGUGAAAAAAAGUUUGUUAAUAAAUCAAAUCUCAACAUUCAUGUGCGUGAUAAACAUGGUGAAGGGUCAGGUCCACAAGUCUGUUUCAUCUGCUUUAAACAAGUGAAAAACCAAAGCUGUUUACGUGUUCACAUGUAUUACAAACAUCGUUCUAAUUUAUCACCAAGUUCAUUGCCUCAUAAUGAAAGCAAAAUAUAAAAUUUUACUAAGUUAUCAAGCUUUCAAAAUGUUCAUGCAAUACUCAUAACAAAACUGUUCCUAAAGAUAUUUUAGAAUUUGUAGUUGUACAUUUCAUAGGGCAGCUCUACUGCAGAAUUUACAGAACUGUAUAAUAAAAUUUAUGUUACAGUGCAUUGUUAUGUAGAAAAUAAUUGAUAAUUUCAUAAACUGAAAAAUGUUUCAUAUCUAGUGCCCAUUUUAGGGAGUCUUUUGUAUACAUACAUGCAGGCCAGUAUUUUAAUGUCUGAUAUGCUGAAUAUUAUAAACACACUGAUGUUAGCAUAAGUACUUCAUUUUUAAAAUUUAUAUUAAUAUUUUUGUGUAAAGAUAGAAACAGUAUUUUCUGAGACACUUUUUGUGUUGUAUGUUUCAGACAGUGUAAAGAAGUUUAAUAUGUUUAAAUGAACAAGUAACUGAAAAAAUUAUCCAAACAGACCUUUUUUUGUUAAAUAUGAAAAAUUACUCCAAGACUCAGAAAAAGCAUGGGUAUGACACUGAAACUUUAGGAGAUUGUGAUGUGUUGAGCAACAACACCCAAAAUGUGAUGCUGAAUCUCAAGAACUUUGUACACUUUGUGCAAUUGUUAAGGGAAAGAGGAAAAUCACUGAAUUUCAGGCUCCGUAUAAUUUCUUGCAUGUUUUUGUUUGUCAAACCGUGUGCCUUGAGUGUGGCCCUUUGUUGAGUGUGUUCACUGUACUACUAAAUUUGAUUGUGAUGAUUUGCAGGGUUUAUCAUCACAUGGACAGCAACUGUAUAAUGUUCCUGUAUGUGUUCAGAAAAAUAAAUUGCAUUUGAGUCUCUUACUAUAAAAGUCUAAUGGGUGAUGUAUAAUAAUUACACUUGUUUAAGAUAUAGUAAUAAAUGAGGUCAGAGAGUGAUACAUCUGGGUACUGAAGCUGUACAUUCACAUACUUUCCAGAUAUUGUUGCAGUCGAAUGACAGAAACCUGUGUUGAAAAAGUUUAUGCUGUCUAACUGGUGAAUCUUGCACCAUAGUUGCUGGGUGAUAAACUGAAGUAAGUCUGAUAUGAAGACUGAAUCUUUGCCUGAUGAAUAUUUCUCUGCCGCAUGAUAGUUUUGAUUCAUAGAAUUUUGUCAGGACAUUUGGCUUUUCACAAAAUUUGUGUGUUAUUCAUCACACAUGAGCUUUUUGUUGGUUUAGCUGAUAAAGCCACCAUUCUUCAAACAAGAUCAUGUAUGUUUAUGUAAUACAGAAACAAAAAGCUUCGUUUUCAUUAAUGAAUCAUAAUUGUAACAAAUUUAACAGUGGACUCACAUAACAGAGAUGGCUGAAACAAAUGAGUAUUUAUUACUGGGUGCAAAAAAGAACAUUAUUAUGGGUAAAGAGAGGUAAAAUAUAGUCUCCUUUUGUGAUGCACAACUUUUUCAUCUGCAGUUUACACUUUAUGUUAUCUAAUAUAACUGCAUUUAACUGUCUCUAUUCUGAAUUUUUACAAUAAUGCUUGACCUUUCACUUUACUGAAUUUUCUGAGUACAGUCUCUAUAAUUACAGUUCUCAAUCAACUGUGUUUCCAAAUAUCAUUUUCUAUUAUGACUUGCAUUGAGUUCACUUGUGUUGGUUUACUUGUUUGAUUUCUAACUAGUGCAAUAUUAAAUUUGUUUUUAAUCCAUAAAUGACCUUAUAUGUUAUUGAAAUGAUUUGCAGUAUUUGCAGCUGUUUUAUUAUAUGCAGAGUUGCCUUAUUCUUUGGCAUAAUUCACUAUGUCAAAGAAAUCUGCCUAAUUUAUUUAUGACAGAGUGUAGAUACCCGAACAGUUACAUAGGCUGAUUUUAAGGAAGUGGCAGCAUACUUCAUACACAAAAUUAUUCAUGCUUCAAAAGAAAAUUGUGUGUUUUUCAAGCAAGGCAAAGAGAGAAAAUUAUAAGCGAGAAAAACUUGAAAUCGGUACCCUUGUAUCGAGCCUUUUUUAUGAUUUAAUGAAAAAAGAUUAUCACUUUCCCUUAUUGCAAAGUAUUUGUUAAUGGGAAAUAGAAUUUAAUAAAAAACCAUUCAGUGUUACACAACAACAUGAUUCUUAAGAAAAGCCAUAACAUUUGUAGUAAUUUUAGUUUCCUGUUUCUUGGAUACAAAGCUGAAGCUUAACACUACUAUCAAGGAUUUAAUGGCAGAGAAUAGGUCUACUAUAAGAAUGAGCAUAUGUAAUAGGAAAUUCCAUGGUGUUGUCCCAAUCAUUAUUAGCUGCAGCCUUAAAGGCAACCUUCACUUUCGUAAUACAAAGAGUGCAAAAG
This is a messenger RNA of Schistocerca cancellata (South American locust), 3608 nucleotides long. Its product is annotated as broad-complex core protein-like. NCBI's taxonomy places the organism in Eukaryota, Metazoa, Arthropoda, Insecta, Orthoptera, Acrididae. The record is from RefSeq and is a predicted model, not a curated record. The transcript has 7 exons. Gene Ontology annotation, cellular component: nucleus. Gene Ontology annotation, biological process: regulation of transcription by RNA polymerase II. Gene Ontology annotation, molecular function: protein binding. Bases 181 to 1338 code for a protein of 385 amino acids.